Molecule: messenger RNA, 5979 nt
Organism: Patiria miniata (bat star)
Lineage: Eukaryota; Metazoa; Echinodermata; Asteroidea; Valvatida; Asterinidae
Exons: 2
Coding region: 415-5979 (1854 amino acids)
Biological process (GO): DNA integration
Molecular function (GO): nucleic acid binding
Source: RefSeq, a predicted model, not a curated record
AUCACGCAUACCUUUGAUUGGAAAUAAGUUUGUUGCGGUAAAACUGUGCGUACGUUAAUUGUUCCCGUACUUUCGUAAUAGCGCCCUCUUGUGAUAUGGUGCAUUUUGUAAGGUCAAAGUGUAAAUUCUUCAUGAUUCCGAUGAUUCGUAAACAAUGAACGUGUACCAAAUUUAUCUCCCCAAAUAAAUGUAAAAUUAUCAGGUUUUCUAAGUCCCAAAUGUUGUAGUUUCGGAUCCAACACAAUCGUGAACCACCACCACCACCACCUCCAUAAGAACCAAAUACAGCAGCAAUAAAGUACAUGCCUCAGGGUGCGUUCAGAAAGGGACCGAAUAAAAACACUUGUGUAGCAAAUGACGUUUGCAAGGCUACAUAAAAGUUCACGAUUUGGGACAUAGUUCUACAACUCAAUCAUGGCUGAGGCAGAUUCUGCAAAUAAUUUACCUGACAACGCUGAUGCGGUUAGUGAAGCCGGGUCAUCCAUUUCAAGAGCUAGCUCGAGGGUUAGCACAAGUUCAGUUUCCAGACGGAAAGAAGCCAAGGCCAAUCAGUUACUGGCACGCCUCAAAGCAGAGCAGUUGAAGAAGAAACAGGCAUUGGCGCAUGAGAAGCUCAAGAUUGAACAAAGGAUGGAGCAGAUGGAGGCGGAUGAUGAAUUGGAGCAAGCUGAGCAACAAGUACAGUUCUGGGAAAAUGAAGUUAGGACUGAGGAUGGUGUGACAGACGGUCCAUCCGUGAGAAACACGGAAUGGAAUUUAACCACCGCUUCAGAGUCCGCCGGGGUGACAUUACCUCAACAAGAUGUGUCUCCAUCCAGUAGUGACGAUGUCCCAGACAAAGUUGAUGGCAAAGCAGACCUCACAAAUCUUGCUCAGUUGGUUCAGGCCAUGACGUUGGCUAUCAAUACACCAAAACCAGAGCUGCUCUCCUUCAGUGGUGAUCCUGCAGACUACUCGGGGUUCAUCCACAAUUUUGAUGUGAAUAUUGCCAGCAAGGUUUCCGAAGACAGGGUAAAGUUAACUUACCUUAUUCAGUUCUGUAGAGGAAAGGCUCGAGAGAGUAUAGAGAAUUGUGUGCUGAUGGAGGAGAAAGCCGGGUAUAAGUUGGCGAAGGAAAUUCUUCGUGAUCAGUUUGGACAGCCACACGUCAUCACCCAAUCUCUCAUCAAUAAAGUCACCGAUAGACAACCGAUCAGGCCAAAUGAUGGUGCUGGACUGUGGGAGCUUGCUCGUCAGAUGAGGAAAUGCCAGGUGACUCUGUCGCAGAUUGGGUACUCAGCAGACAUGAACAGCUCCGACCGUCUCCUCAAGGUACAACGAUUGUUGCCGAUACAUCUUCAAUCCGAGUGGGCUAAACGAGCUCAGAUCAUGAUCCAGGGUAACAUGGAGCCUAACUUCUCACACUUGACUGACUUCAUCGAGCAAAAGGCGAAGAUAGCAAGUAACAUGUUUGGCCAGAAUAUUGGGACAAAUAUUCGAGCAGACAAGACAUCACAUCCCAGCUUCAAGAGUAAACCAGCUAAGGUUACCACGCUUGCUACUCAAGGCUCUAAUGCGGUAGGAGAGACAACAAAUGGACGAGGUCGUCCUCAGCGAGGAAACUAUGUGCCGAAAUGUCGCUGCUGUUCCCAAUCACAUACGUUGAAGGAAUGCAGAGAAUUCCAGCAAAGGUCUUAUGACGAUAGGCUGAAGUUCGUCCGAAGCAACAAGUUAUGCGACAACUGUUUCCGACCUGGGCACAUGGCUAAAGGUUGUAUGCUGAAAUCAACAUGUGAAGUCAGUAGCUGUACAUGGAGGCAUCAUACGCUGUUACAUCCUCCGCACAGAGAUGAUAGAGGUUCAAAGGGUGAAGGUGCCAAUUAUCCAAGUUCCAGUUCUGCAUCUGGGGCUGGGGACAAGAACCAGAGUCACACUACAAGCAAGCCAGAGAGCAGACAGCAUGGAAGUGUAAACGCAACUGCAGCUUCCAUGAACAGAGUGUGCCUAAGAGUUGUCCCAGUCAGAGUGCAGGGAAAGGACAAAGAAGUUCAGACGUGGGCACUGCUUGAUGGAGGGAGUGAUACAUCACUGUGCGAUAGAAGGUUGCUAGAUCAACUAGGCCUUCAAGGCAUAGAAAGGAACAUCACCCUCGCUACCGUCAAUGACGAGCACAGUGAGAAAACUGGAGUUGAAGUUAGCCUCACAGUAAAGGACUUGGAGGGACGUCAGAGUGUUGACCUUCCCAAGGUGUGGACUGUUGACAAGUUACCGAUCACAGACAGAAGUUUCCCAAGAGAAGAAGACGUAAGCAAGUGGCCACACUUACAGGGAAUAAGCUUUCCUAUGAUCAGUGAGCGUCGGGUGAUGUUACUGAUCGGGGGAGACACUCCAGAAGUCUUCUGGGUCCUGGAAGAGCGACGUGGCAAGAGAAAGGAGCCAUAUGCUGUACGAUCUCUUUUGGGAUGGACUUUGCUGGGACCUACAGCCACUAACGAGAAGCAGUUCAGUUUCAACGUAAAUCACGUUUUGCUUGAGGAUGACUUGCUGCUACGAACAGUUGAGAAAUUCUGGGAAACGGACUUCGGCGGCAAGAUGGCUGAUGGUGAAGUUGCUGACUCGGUGGAAGACAAACGAGCUAGGACCAUCAUGAUAGAAACUGUAACAAAGGUUGACGGUCACUACCAGGUUGGUUUGCCAUGGCGUUACCAGAGUCGAUGUUUGCCUGACAAUCGCCCUCUUGCAGAGUCAAGAUUACAAUCAUUGAAGAGGCGAUUUCAAAGAGACCCCAGCUUGUAUGAGAAAUAUAAGAAGACUCUUGAUGUCUACUUCAUGAAAGGUUAUGCCAGAGAGAUAUCUUCAUCAAGCCCCCAGGGUGUCAGGCCUGAGACUACCACUGAUGAGCAGCUUGCCAAAGGUGUAGAAACCGCAAUAACAGGACAGACAGUGUGGUACUUACCUCACCACCCAGUGCUGCAUCCACAAAAGCCAGGCAAACUUAGAGUAGUAUAUGACUGUGCUGCCAAGUACAAGGGUGUAUCGUUGAACGACCAGCUGCUUCAGGGACCUGAUUUUGCAAAUAAUCUAGUCGGAGUACUGACGAGAUUUAGAGAAGAGCCUGUUGCACUGGUAGCUGACGUUGAAGCAAUGUUUCACCAGGUUAAGGUGCCUGAUAAUGACAGCGAUGCCCUGAGAUUUCUCUGGUGGCCCAAUGGAGAUUAUUCCAAGGAGCCGACGGAUCAUAAGAUGCUGGUGCACCUGUUCGGUGCGACAUCAUCACCCAGCUGUGCCGGAUUUUGUCUCAGAAAGACAGCUGAAGACAACCGAGAGAACUUCGACAAGGAAACCGUCACCACAGUUCUCGAAAAUUUCUACAUGUAUGUAGAUGAUUGUCUUGUGUCAACGAAGACAGAAAGUGAAGCCAUCAGGUUAGCCAGUCAGCUUAUCCAGUUAUUAGCCAAAGGAGGAUUCAGGUUGACUAAGUGGGUAUGUAACAGUCGUGAUGUAUUGGUGACCAUUCCUGCUGAAGAGAGAGCUCCAUCGGUUGUUAAGUUGGAUUUUGAUCAUCUGCCAGUGGAGCGUACCUUAGGCGUGAGAUGGGAUGUUGAGGCUGACAAGUUUGGGUUCGAAGCAGCUGUGAAAUGCAAGCCCGCAACAAGGAGGGGUAUCUUGUCAACUGUAAGUUCAUUGUAUGACCCCUUGGGUUUCCUCGCACCAUUUAUCCUGCCAGUUAAAAUUCUUCUUCAGGAUCUCUGUCGUCAGGGGCGUGGCUGGGAUGAAAAGGUCGAGGAAUGCGAGAUGAUGAGGUGGAAGCGAUGGCUGGAUGACCUACCAAGGCUGACGUGCGUUACCAUUGAUAGAUGUCUCCAACCAAGGGAAUUCAGCGACAUAGUUGCCUUUCAGCUUCACCAUUUUUCUGACGCGUCAGAGCGAGGUUAUGCCGCUGUGUCGUACUUGCGUGUUGUUGAUGUGCAUGGAAAGAUCCACUGCGCAUUUGUCAUGGGAAAGGCCCGAUUGUGUCCAGUGAAACAGGUCACCAUUCCUCGACUAGAGUUGUCAGCUGCAGUUUUGGCGGUGAGGUUGAAUCAGCUGAUCCAAAGAGAUAUUAGACUGCCUAUCAUGGAGACAGUGUAUUGGACAGACUCCACGUCAGUUCUUCAGUACAUCCAGAAUGAGAGUCGCAGAUUUCACACAUUUGUUGCGAAUCGCGUUUCAAGGAUACAGAGUGGAUCUGACCCAUCCCAGUGGCGGUACGUGGACACAGCCAGUAACCCGGCGGAUGAUGGCUCACGAGGAUUGACUGCAGACGCCAUGAUCAAGAACCAACGAUGGCUGAACGGACCUGAUUUCCUGUUGAAGGAAGUACAACACUGGCCACUCCCACCUGUUGUAAUCAAGGGGCCCUACCCAGAUGUGCUACCCGAUACUCUGCAGAGUGAUCCCGAGGUGAAGAAAGUUGUCCAGUCUUACUCCAUAGUUGAGAAGGAUUGUGUACAGGAGUUCCUGAGUAGAUACUCAUCCUGGAGUCAAAUGAAGCGUGGAGUUGCCUGGUUGCUGAGAUAUAGAGACUACCUCUAUGCUCGUGCCAAGGGAAGACGGGAUGCCAGCGAAUUCUGUUGUAGGAGACUGUCUUUGUCAGAGCUGCAGAGAGCAGAGAGAGAAGUCGUCAAAUACACCCAGCGUCAGUCGUUCCGUAAGGAGAUUGCUGUACUUGAGGCUCAUGCAGAUAUAACCACCAAGAAGAGUAAGAAAGGUCCAAAUGCGCUCCACAAAUUGAGCCCCAUUUUGGUGGAUGGAAUUCUCCGUGUAGGUGGACGCCUUGAGAAUGCACCAAUCCAACAUGACAUCAAGCAUCCGAUUAUCCUGCCGAGCGAUCACCAGGUGACGAGGCUGCUGAUCGAACAUCAUCAUCUCAAGGUUGGUCAUUCAGGGGCAGGUAUGACAUGGACGUCACUAAGAGAGAGAUUUUGGAUACUGAAGGGAGGAUCUACAGUGAGGCGAGUGAUUGGAAAGUGUUUCCGUUGCAAGAAAAGAAAUGCACCCCUUUGUCAACAGCUGAUGGGUGAGCUGCCAGCAGAUAGAGUCACUCCAGAGAAGCCCCCCUUUACGUACGUGGGCGUGGAUUACUUCGGUCCACUUUACGUAAAACAAGGACGCAGCCAUGUCAAGAGAUACGGAUGUGUCUUCACGUGUCUUACCAUGAGGGCCAUACAUAUAGAAAUUGCUCACUCACUUGACACAGACGCCUUCAUAAACGCUUUGCGGCGGUUCAUCAGCAGGAGAGGUACACCAGAAAAGAUCAGGAGCGACAAUGGUACCAACUUCACGGGUGGAGAGCGCGAGUUGCGGGAGAGUAUUGCAUCACUGAACGAGCAGAAGAUUGGAGACUAUCUUCAUCAACGAGGAAUUGAGUGGCAAUUCAACCCACCAACGGCAAGUCAUAUGGGAGGAGUCUGGGAGCGGAUGAUACGCUCUAUUCGAAAAAUCCUCAAGAAUCUCCUUCAAGAACAGGUGGUAUGUGAUGAGGUGCUACUUACCGUGAUGGCUGAAGUGGAGGCUAUCUUAAACGCGAGACCGCUCACACAGCUCAGCUUGGACCCCCGUGACGAUGAGCCAUUGACUCCAAACCAUCUACUUCUGAUGAGACCAAGCUUCAAUGCUCCACCAGGGGUAUUUGUGAAGGAAGAUGGGUAUGGGCGGCGCAGAUGGCGUCAAGCGCAAUUCUUGGCAGACCAGUUUUGGAGGCGAUGGAAGAGGGAAUACCUACCACUUUUGCAGCAGCGUCAGAAAUGGACCCAGCCAAGACGAGACCUGGAGGUGAAUGACCUUGUGUUGGUUGCUGCUGACAACGAGCCCCGUGGACAGUGGCCUCUCGGUAGAGUGAUGCAAGUCUACCCAGAUAAGGAGGGACGAGUUCGCCAGGUCGAGGUGAGAGUAGGCACUAAGUACCUCAGGCGCCCCAUUGCCAAGCUUUGCUUCUUGGAAAGAGCUAACAGCAUGUGA